Salvia hispanica is the source of this 471-nucleotide messenger RNA. RefSeq lists its product as uncharacterized. Lineage: Eukaryota; Viridiplantae; Streptophyta; Magnoliopsida; Lamiales; Lamiaceae. The record is from RefSeq and is a predicted model, not a curated record.
AUGGAUUCUAUAAUCGGUACGGAUCAGACCGACGUUUGCUUCUGGAAGCGCGUUCUAGAAGUGUACAACGGGUUCAAACCAGAUGGGAGCGUCGAGCGUACACAAAGCCAGAUCCGGAAGAAGUUUGGAAGGAUUACUAAAACAGUGAAGAGGUUCAGUGGCAUAUACGAGACCCAACUCCACCUUGCUGAGAGCGACCGCACUGAAGCCGACGUACGAGCGUUGUCGUAUCAGUUGUUCAAUACUGAAAAGUGGCCCAAGUUUACCUACUGGGACGAAUACUUCGUUCUGCGUGACUGCCCGAAAUUCAGGUCCCUCAUCGACAAAGAGCCUGUCCCUGGGCCGAAGCGGACAAGAUUCGGCGUCGCCGGCAACUACAGCAGUAGUAGCGACUCACGUGCCUUCGAAAUGAACGACGAUGCUUCGGAGGACGAGCCCCCCUCCACACUCUCGUGGCGCCCAUGUCCGUAG